CCGCGCAUCUAUAAAGGGUCGUAACCCAUAAUCACUCGCGGAUUCGGCAGACGACAACACGUGGGAACGUCCGGUGAUAAGCACACACACAAACACGCAAAACAGUUGUUUUCUGACCAUGGCAGGGGAACUAGCUCUUUUGAGUGUAUCAGACAAAAGUGGGCUACUCGAUUUUGCAAGAAAGCUGUGUGAUCUUGGCCUGAAGCUGGUGGCAUCAGGUGGCACUGCAACAGCUAUCAGAAAUGCUGGAAUUGAAGUCAGGGACGUUUCAGAUAUUACUGGGGCUCCAGAGAUGCUAGGAGGCAGGGUCAAAACCCUCCACCCAGCAGUACAUGGAGGAAUACUGGCCCGACUAACAGAGUCAGACAAGAAAGAUCUUGAUCAACAAGAUUACAAGCUGAUCAGGGUAGUAGUGUGUAAUCUUUACCCUUUUAUAAAGACCGUGGAGAAUCCUGAUGUUACUGUGGAGGAUUCAGUGGAGCAAAUUGAUAUAGGUGGUGUGACAUUGCUCCGGGCUGCAGCAAAAAAUCAUGCACGAGUGACAGUCAUUUGUGACCCUGCUGAUUAUGAUAAGGUUGCCAAAGAGAUGGAGAGUUCAGAGCUAAAAGAUACAUCACUGGACACUCGUAAAGCUCUUGCUGUGAAGGCAUUCAAUCAUACUGCAGAGUAUGAUGCUGCCAUUUCUGACUACUUCCGAAAGCAGUACAGCAGUGGCAUCUCUCAGCUGACACUGCGGUAUGGCAUGAACCCUCACCAAAAACCAGCACAAUUAUACACCACACUUCCAGAACUUCCUCUUAAAGUGGUGAAUGGAUCCCCUGGUUUCAUCAAUCUGUGUGAUGCACUUAAUGGCUGGCAGCUGGUACGUGAUUUAAAGCGGGCCACAGGGUUGCCAGCAGCCACUUCAUUCAAGCAUGUCAGUCCAGCAGGGGCAGCCAUUGGUGUACCGCUAAGCAAGGAAGAGGCACAAUUAUGUAUGGUUGAUGAUUUAAAGGACUUGUCUCCCCUGGCAAUUGCCUAUGCUCGAGCCCGAGGUGCUGACAGAAUGUCUUCUUUUGGAGACUUUAUUGCUUUGUCUGAUGUGUGCGACCUGUCUACAGCAAAGAUAAUCUCAAGAGAGGUUUCAGAUGGUAUCAUUGCACCUGGCUUCAUGCCAGAGGCAUUAGAAGUGCUGAAGAAGAAAAAGAGUGGUGGCUUUUGUCUGCUUCAGAUUGAUCCAGCAUUUGAACCAGCAUUAAUGGAAUCAAGAACGCUGUUUGGGCUGCAAAUGCAGCAGCGGAGAAAUGAUGCCAUUAUUGAUGAAUCUCUUUUUACCAACAUUGUUACCGACCAUAAAGAGUUACCUGACUCAGCAAAGCGUGACCUUCUUGUUGCCACAAUUGCCUUGAAGUAUACCCAGUCCAACUCUAUCUGUUUUGCUAAAAACGGCCAGGUUAUUGGCAUAGGAGCUGGCCAGCAAUCUCGCAUCCACUGUACAAGGCUUGCUGGGGACAAGGCCAACAACUGGUGGCUUCGUCAGCACCCUAGAGUUCUGGGCAUGAAAUUCAAGAAAGGUGUAAAGCGUGCAGAUAUGUCUGGUGCCAUUGAUAUUUUUGUUUUGGGCACUGUCGGUCAGGACAUGGACUUUAAAACCUGGGAAGACAUGUUUGAAAACCCCCCACCCCAGUUUACUGAGGCUGAAAGGCGUGAAUGGAUUGCCAAGUUGAAAGGUGUAGCCCUUGGUUCAGAUGCCUUCAUUCCCUUCAGAGACAACAUUGACCGAGCUGUUCAGAGUGGUGUAGAGUAUGUUGCCUCCCCUUCAGGCUCCACCAGCGAUCAAGUCAUCAUUAAUGCCUGCAAUGACCACAAGAUUGUCCUAGCUUUUACCAACUUGCGCCUCUUUCACCAUUAAUUAGCUGGGUUGUCAGAAAUCUGGUUGUUGAAAAAAUUGUGAGCUAGCAGAACUGACAUUGGUAUUAUUUGGGGAUCCUUUUUUAUGCUCACCACUUAUAUCGCAGUUUGACAUAUUUUGAGUUUUGUACUGAAGAAAAAUGACUUUAAGUCAGAAAAUGAAAGGAUUAAGGGAACUGGGUUUGGUGGGGAUAAGAUAGAUACGAAAGUCAGAAUGAGAGAUUUGAGAUGGAUUCUCUGCAUUUAUGUUGCCUGUGGUUGAAAAGGAUUUGAGAUUAUAUUCAGCUUCAAAAUGUUUUUUAACACAUUUCCUUCGUAGCAUCUGAUAACCAUUGUCAUUAGUGUAGAAUUGUAAUCAUGUCAACCAUGUAAUUAAUCCAAAUUAAUUGGCAUCAUGUGUCCUACAAUUCCUCUUCUUGUGUGUUAGGGUUCAUAUUUCAUCCUGGAUUAGGAUAUAUCAAUCAUUUGUGAUCCACUUACAGACCAAGUUGGAUAGUUUGUUUGUAAAAUAAAUUUUGUUCGCUUUCAGUGCAGACAGGUUGUCCAUAUUUGUAUUUCCAUGUCAUAUUAACUGGCGGAUUUUGGGGGGAAUCUGGGAGGAGAAUUUUAAAAUGAUGGGAACGCUCUAAAAACACAUUCGUUUGAGCCCGAUCCUAUGCUGGUUUAUGGACAUAGUCUCAUGCUUGCAUACGAGACUUACUAUCCUGUGGACAUAUGACAGUGUUGACCUCACACCAUUGAAGGUGAUAUAUCUGAUAGUAUACGCAUGCGUGAUUGUUUCGUUCAUACUUAAUUUCUGGUUCAUUUUGUAUUUUAAGAGACAUUUUACUUCAUAUUUUGCCAUUCUCUGCAAGUUCCUGGCAUUGAAAUAAAAUUUUAUCUCACUGUC
Messenger RNA from Pomacea canaliculata, 2779 nucleotides. Its product is annotated as bifunctional purine biosynthesis protein PURH-like. The record is from RefSeq and is a predicted model, not a curated record. Gene Ontology annotation, biological process: 'de novo' IMP biosynthetic process. Gene Ontology annotation, cellular component: cytosol. The coding region runs from base 119 to 1891 and encodes 590 amino acids. Gene Ontology annotation, molecular function: IMP cyclohydrolase activity; phosphoribosylaminoimidazolecarboxamide formyltransferase activity. NCBI's taxonomy places the organism in Eukaryota, Metazoa, Mollusca, Gastropoda, Architaenioglossa, Ampullariidae. The transcript is spliced from 19 exons.